Molecule: messenger RNA, 2603 nt
Organism: Phacochoerus africanus (Common warthog)
Lineage: Eukaryota; Metazoa; Chordata; Mammalia; Artiodactyla; Suidae
Product: zinc finger protein 709-like
Exons: 5
Coding region: 172-2253 (693 amino acids)
Biological process (GO): negative regulation of transcription by RNA polymerase II
Molecular function (GO): DNA-binding transcription repressor activity, RNA polymerase II-specific
Source: RefSeq, a predicted model, not a curated record
GGGCGACCCGCAGCACAGGAGUGGACGUCCUUUCUCCUUCCCACCGCGCAGGUGGUGCGUGUUGCUGAUCCUUCAGGGUUCCUGCUUGUGCUUCAGUCUCUCCUUUCGUGCUCUGACCUGCACUGGUCGGUGGAAUCGAGGGAAGGACGCAGAAGCCGAGGAAAACUCGCAAUGUAUUCACUGGUCUUUGAGGAUGUGGCUGUGAACUUCACCCUGGAGGAAUGGGUUUUACUGGAUCCUUCACAGAGAAAACUCUACAGAGAUGUAAUGCGGGAAAACUUCAGGAACCUGGUCUUAGUAGAAUCACAACAGGAAGACCAUGUCAUUGAUGAUCAGUACAAAAACCAGGGGAAAGAAUUAAGAAGUGCUAUGGUAGAGAGACUCUCUGAAAGUAAAGAUAGUAGUUCAUGUGGAGAAAACUUCAACACUUUUCCAAUUCUUAAACUGAAGAAGAAGACUCCUAGAUUAAAACCAUGGAAAUGCAGUGUAUGUGGAAAAGUCUUCAUGCAUCAUUCAUCACUUAAUAGACAUAUGAAAUGUCACAUUGAACACAAUGCACAAGAGUAUCAAAAGUAUGGUGAGAAGGUACAUAAAUGUGAAGAAUGUGGGAAAGCAUUCAUUUAUCGCAGUUUUCUUAGAACACAUCAAAGGACUCACACUGGAGAGAAACCCUAUGAAUGUCUACAAUGUGGAAAAGCCUUUAUAUAUCAAAAAAGCUUUCAAACACACAAAAGAACUCACACAGGAGAGAAACCCUAUGACUGCAAGGAAUGUGGGAAAGCCUUCAUGUGGUACACAAGCUUUCGAAAACACAUGGCAACACACACUGGAGAUGGACUUUAUAAAUGUAAGAAAUGUGAGAAAGCAUUCAUUUAUCCCUGUUCUCUUAGACUGCAUGAAAGGAGCCACACUGGAGAGAAACCCUAUCAAUGUAAACAAUGUGGAAAAGCCUUUAAAUGUUCUAAAAGUAUUCGAUUACAUGAAAGAAUUCACAGAGGAGAGAAACCCUAUGAAUGUAAUGAGUGUGGAAAGGCCUUCAAUUAUUUUACUUCUUUCCAAGUGCACAAAAGACAUCACAGAGGGGAGACACCCUAUGAAUGUAAAACAUGUUCUAAAGUGUUGAGUACUUCCAGUUCUCUUCGAAAUCAUGAAAGAAUCCACACUGGAAAAAAACCCUAUGAGUGUAAGGAAUGUGGGAAAGCCUACACAUGGUAUAAUAACUUGCAGUAUCACAUGAUAACACACACUAAAGAUGGACCUUAUAAAUGCAAAGAAUGUGAAAAAGUAUUCAUUAAUCCCAGUUCUCUUAAGAUACAUGAAAGGAGUCACACUGGAGAGAAACCAUAUCAAUGUCAGGAAUGUGGGAAAGCCUACAUUUGUCCCUCAAGCAUUCGAAGACACAAAAGAUGCCACACUGGAAAGAAACUGUAUGAAUGUAAAACAUGUUCUAAAGCAUUGAGUUCUCCCAGUUCUCUUCGAGAUCAUCAAAGAACCCACACUUUAGUAAAACCCUAUGAGUGUAAGGAAUGUGGGGAAGCCUUCACAUGGCUCAUAACCUUUCAAAAACACAUGAUAACACACACUGGAGAUGGACCUUAUAAAUGUAAGGAAUGUGAGAAAAUAUUCAUUAAUCCCAGUUCUCUUAAAAUACAUGAAAGGAGUCACACUGGAGAGAAACCCUAUCAAUGUAAACAAUGUGGCAAAGCCUUCAGUUAUUACUACUCCUUACAAGCACAUGGAAGAACUCACACUGGAGAGAAACCUUAUGAAUGUAAACAGUGUGGAAAAGCCUUUAGACGUCAUGAAAGUGUUCAAAUACAUGAGAGAAUUCACACGGGAGAGAAACCUUAUCAAUGUCAACACUGUGAGAAAGCCUUCAGAUAUCACAUUUCUCUUCAAAAGCAUGAACGGAUUCACACUAGAGCGAAACCAUAUGAGUGUAAAAUAUGUUCUAAAGCAUUUAGUUUCCCCAAAUAUCUUCAAAAACAUGAAAGGUUGCAUGCUGAAGAAAAACGCUAUGAAUGUAAAAUUUGUGGGAAAACCUUCACUUCCUCUUAUAUUCAAGUGCAUGAAAGAACUCAUACUGGAGAGAAGCCCUAUGAGUGUCAGGAAUGUGGGAAAGCCUACGUUUGUCUCUCAAGCAUUCGAAGACACAUGAGACUGCACACUGAACAGAAACUGUAUAUAUGUAAAGAAUGUGGGAAGGGCUUCUCUGAUCUCAGUACUUUACGAAAGCAUGAAAGGACUCACUAGAUAAAACCUCUUGGUUUUAUUUAUUUUGGCCGUGCCUGUGGCAUGGGGAAUUUCUUGUGCCAGGGAUGGAACCUGCAUCACAGCAGCAACGCAAGCCACAGCAGUGACAACACCAGAUCCUUAACCCACUGAGCCCCCCAGGGAACUCCAGAGAUUCUUAUUUGUAAACUCUUGGGAAAGACAUCAGUUGGCCCAUAUCCUUAGAUGUGAAAACUCCCAUGGAGGAGCAGUAUAAAUGUAAGUAGCACUAGAUAACUUGAUGGAAAGUAAUCUCUGCAUAAUGUUCCAGAAAAACCUUCAAUAUGGAAAAGUUGUUUUAAAAGUUUAUAAAUAUAUUGUAUUUACUAAGG